Messenger RNA from Caenorhabditis remanei, 267 nucleotides. RefSeq lists its product as uncharacterized. Bases 1 to 267 code for a protein of 88 amino acids. The transcript has 2 exons. The record is from RefSeq and is a predicted model, not a curated record. NCBI's taxonomy places the organism in Eukaryota, Metazoa, Nematoda, Chromadorea, Rhabditida, Rhabditidae.
AUGAAGCUUCAGUUCUUUUUAUUAUUGGUUUUUGUGGCGAUUGGAGUCUCGUCAGCGGACAAUCAAGAUUUGCAGGAAGUUAACGGAGUUCAAAAUCUUAAAACUGCUAUUCAAGAAGAACUUAAAAACAUCAGAGGUGUUGUCAAUGCUUCGGAAAAUGAGGAUCAGAUUGAGACCUACACCGGCUUGAGAGUGGGAAUACUGGAAGAUGAAUCGUCAAAACUACGUGAAUUAAUUAAAAAGUUACAAUCGGAAACUGCGCUCUGA